AUCCGACGGCAGUCAGUCGCCUCUGCCGUCAAACAAAACAGGAACAGUGAGCAACAGUGAAAAUGGCCAGAAUAAUAGUGUUGUUAUCGAUCGUUGCCUUCGCAAGUGCCACGUAUCCGGCAUCGAAACUAGUCAAGAACAUUUAUAACGAAUGCCUUAGCCAGUAUUCGGUGGAAUGCGUGAAGCCGAGGACCCUGCAGUGGAUGUCAUCGGUUGCCAACGACGACGAAAUUAAGAUCACUGAAGAUCUUUCUAUCGUGAAGACCGGAACAGUUGAGGAUGAUGAAUCUGCCGACCCUAGACUGGCCAAGGAUCCGGCCUACGAAAUGUUCGACAAAGUGGACAAGUUUCUCCAGAGUCAUACUCUUAGGGUGAAAGUUCCAGAGGAGAUAACGAAAAGUGCUGCUUCAGAGUACGUGCCAAGGUCUCUCUUGACUGACUUGCCUUCUGAGCUGGACAUGCCCUUAGAUGGAGAAGAUGAGGCUGAAGUCGUUGAGGGCAGGAAGAAGAAGAUCAAGCUCCCUAAACCAUUGAGGAUCAAGAGCAAACACGGUUUCAUCAAGAAGGUUAUCCUGCCUUUCCUGCUGGGUCUCAAAUUUAAAGCUUCUGUUCUCGUUCCCUUGGCGCUAGCCCUCAUCGCUCUGAAGACCUGGAAGGCUCUUACUCUUGGUCUCAUUUCCCUUGUUUUAUCUGGUGCCAUGGUCAUCUUCAAAUUCACGAAGCCCAAGGUCGUGAACUACGAAGUAAUCCACUAUCCUCAACACCAUGUGGAGCACCACGUAGACCACCACGCCCCUGCCUGGGACGCACACGGCCCCUACCAAGCGAGAUCCUACGAAGACGCUCACGAAAUCGCAUACUCCGCACAAAUAUAAAAACACAAAAAAAAAGUAGCUUUAAAACGACGGACCUCUGAUUAAUUUAUUUAAAUUAUUAAUUUAUUUAUUGUUAUGUUGUAAAUAAAAUCAUUUAAAAAUAAGUUUCAAAUUUAAAAA
Bombyx mori (domestic silkworm) is the source of this 995-nucleotide messenger RNA. RefSeq names its product osiris 18 (gene Osi18). Bases 63 to 875 code for a protein of 270 amino acids. The transcript has 3 exons. The record is from RefSeq and is marked provisional. Gene Ontology annotation, cellular component: membrane. NCBI's taxonomy places the organism in Eukaryota, Metazoa, Arthropoda, Insecta, Lepidoptera, Bombycidae.